This is a messenger RNA of Formica exsecta, 922 nucleotides long. RefSeq lists its product as uncharacterized. The coding region runs from base 101 to 829 and encodes 242 amino acids. NCBI's taxonomy places the organism in Eukaryota, Metazoa, Arthropoda, Insecta, Hymenoptera, Formicidae. The record is from RefSeq and is a predicted model, not a curated record. Gene Ontology annotation, cellular component: Set1C/COMPASS complex. The transcript is spliced from 4 exons.
AUCGGCGCGGCGCGCAUUGCGCUAAUUCUUAUGUAACUGAAACGGUCAGAAAUUGAGGUUCGCUCGGUACGCGAGUACGCGGCUUCGUCGCGAUGCGUAUAUGCACGCAUGGCAAAUGGCUCGGCAACUAUGCAAAUUUAAGUGCAGGAUGAUCCAUCCGUUCGUUAAACGGGGCGAAGAAAAGCAAUCAGAGGAGGAUGUACAAGAACUGGAUGAAGAAGAACAACUGGAGGAAAAAUCAAUAGAAGUAAUAGAAGAAGAAGCGAUUAAGGAAGUAAAAGAAACAGAGAAGAAUAAAAGAGACGAGGAAAUAGAUAAAAGUAUUGCGACAUUUUUGCGUGAGAAAAAUUUGAGUGAAAAUCUCGUCAAGACAUUGAUUAAUACUGGUCUUACGGAUGAACAUAUCAGACUUUUAAAAGCUUUGAAUCUAAACGAUGAUGACAUCGACAGUUUGCGAGAUUUAUGGCGAACAAAGAUCGAAGUUAGCAAAAGCAGUGAUUCUAUUAAUUCCUCUACGUCUGACGAUUUGUCGUCUUCUGAACGCUUACAAAUGUCACCGAAUAGUGUCUAUCUAAAAAAAGUCUUGAGCAAACCUUUGAUCCAAGCUCUUUGCGAAAUUGUGGCGAAGAAACCGACCGAUCCCGUGGAGUAUUUGGGCCAUUGGUUACUUCAUUUCAAGAUUUGUGAGGAACGAAUUAUGCAGCAAAAAGAACGUGAAUUGGAACUUUUGAUCAACAGAGAAAAAUUGAAACUAGAAGUAUGGGCAAUAUCUUACACAUAUUCUAUCGAUUUUCCCGAGUCAUGUAUAUAUUUAAUAUUUAAUAUUUAGAAAAUAUUUACUUUGUACAAUAGGAGAUUGAAGACAAACAAGAUUUUCCUAUCGAGCAAAAGGAAGAAGAGAUAUCCAGCGAGGAUGGAAACA